UUUGACUUAACUCAGUUCUUCAUUAGGCGUUGCGUGCGUCAGGUGACAAAGAUCGAAAAGCAGAAGAAGCACGCAACGAGCGAGUGCACUCGGUGACCUGACCCCCGCAUCGACGGCUAAAUAAAGACGAAGAAAAUUGGGCCUCCCCAAUACGAAGAAGAAAGAAAUAAUAGAAAAGAUGUCAGCUAAAGGGAUCGUGUUCGUUGUGCUGACGCUCUGCGCGUCCAGCGUUUUCUCCAGGAUGACCUACGAUUGCGGAGAGAAGCUAUUGGGAUGCUUCUGCGGAAACAUCUACUUGGAUGGGAGCGAGACCAAGUACGUGGUGAACUGCACGAAUCAGGGCUUCACCAACGUGGACAUGCUCACAGACAUCCCGAUAGAAACGGAGAUGCUCGUUUUCGUUGGAAACAAUAUCCCGACGCUUCCGUGGAACAUCUUCGGUGAUAUGAACAAAUCGGUGAAUCUGAAGGAGAUCGACAUGUCGAAUAACAAUAUUAUGGAGAUCAAGGGGAAAGCUUAUCAUCACGUGUCGACGGUGGAAACGCUCAUUUUGAACCACAACAAUCUGACUAUUAGCAAUAAGGGCGAUGAGAAUUAUCACCAUCCGAGGAUGUUCUCCAAUUUUGUGAACUUGAAAGCGCUUCAUCUGACAAACGCGUUCGCUGAUAACACAGGAGACGAUUUGGCUGAUGAUUUGCACGACAUCUUCAUGAACAGCGGUUUGGAUAAGCUGUAUAAAUUGCAUCUGGAGCAGAACGAAAUCAAGAGUUUUCGAGAUCAGAACGUGUUUUGCGAUCUGCCGAAUAUCAGAGAUAUUUAUCUCGCGGAUAAUUAUAUUCCCGGGCUCAAUUUCAAUAUAAGCUGUUUGAAGAAGCUCCGCUUCUUGGAUUUGGAGCACAACAACAUCACCAAGUUGUCGCAGCGCGAGCUGGAGUCUCUGGAUUGGAUGGCACCACCGCAUGUGGAAGGGACUUUAACGAUCGACAUACGCAGGAACCCGUUGAAAUGCGAUCCGGCGACGAAGACGCUCUACGGCUGGAUGCAGAGGACGAACGUGACCAUCCGCGGUAAGGAGAGCAUCCAGUGUCAUUCAGCUAAAUUCGGCACCAAUCACCUCAUCAACCUGAAGACUCUCGCCGAAGGGAAGCACGCGACCGUCUCGAAAGGCGUCACCGUCUUGCUGGUCAUCCUAGUCCUAGUCCUGAUCUCACUCAUCUCCGCCUACGUCUACUUGAGCAAGGAUAAGCUGAAGAACAAGCUGGGCCCAAUUCUGGACAAAGUCACCAGGAAAGUACAAUACACGACCAUCGAAUCUCAGGCCGUCUAACGUCCAAUUCAACAGCAGCAACAACAACAAGAAAAAAACGUGUAAAUAGAAGAUACGGUUUAGUGUAUGUACAUAAUUGGAAUAGAUUAAUAUAUGCGAUGGAAUAACCGACGCCGCAGGAAUUCCCUCCGCAUCAAGGUUGAAUCGUCGCCGAAAUCGCGUAUGGGAUUUCUUCGUCCAAUGUGAUUUUAAUGUUUCGGAGAAAACCGGCCUCAGUGCAAUAUCUCUCUCUCUUAUAUAUACAUUCUCCGAAAAAGAACUGACCUCCACUUUCUAAUUUUUCGUAAUUGCAUUCGGGCUUUCAACUGUACACGUCCCGUCCUUCAAUUCUUCAUUAGUAACUAAUUAAACUUGUUUUUAUUUUCCUACACAUCAAAUAGAAUUGUCACUUACACAAAUGAAAAUUGGAAAAAAAAACCAAGUGCGUUCUAAAAGAUGACAAAAUGAAAAAAAAUAUAUAUAU
Nicrophorus vespilloides is the source of this 1790-nucleotide messenger RNA. RefSeq names its product insulin-like growth factor-binding protein complex acid labile subunit. Bases 179 to 1327 code for a protein of 382 amino acids. Gene Ontology annotation, molecular function: protein binding. The transcript has 2 exons. Gene Ontology annotation, cellular component: membrane. NCBI's taxonomy places the organism in Eukaryota, Metazoa, Arthropoda, Insecta, Coleoptera, Silphidae. The record is from RefSeq and is a predicted model, not a curated record.